Molecule: messenger RNA, 1628 nt
Organism: Sebastes umbrosus (honeycomb rockfish)
Lineage: Eukaryota; Metazoa; Chordata; Actinopteri; Perciformes; Sebastidae
Product: nuclear distribution protein nudE homolog 1-like
Exons: 10
Coding region: 216-1253 (345 amino acids)
Biological process (GO): cell migration; centrosome localization; establishment of mitotic spindle orientation
Cellular component (GO): centrosome; kinetochore; kinesin complex
Molecular function (GO): microtubule binding
Source: RefSeq, a predicted model, not a curated record
CCAAUGGCGUGGUCGAGCUGCAGCUUGGUUUGUAUUUGGUUGGUGAGUGGAGCAGCGUCUUACCGUGAUGAGAGAUUAGUUUGUGCAAUACCGUCUGUUGCACAAGUCUGGACGAUAUAGAUUUACCUCGACAUAUAUCCCCCUAGCUGUGGCAUGUUUUAAUCGUUCCCUUACAUGCGGUUAGGCCGUCAUCUUGACACACAAAGCAGAAGACCAUGGUGGAGCCAACAACGCACAAGUUUACAUCCCUAGAAGAGGAGCUGGGCUUCUGGAAGGAGCAGGCAGAGGCACAUCAGCAGAGGGCUGAUGAGGCUCAGGAGGAGCUGCAGGAGUUUCAGCAGAUGAGUCGAGACUAUGAAGCAGAACUGGAAGCCGAGCUGAAGCAGUGCGAGGGUCGGAACAAAGAGCUGCUUUUAGACAACAACCGAUUCCGGAUGGAACUGGAAAGCAUAAAGGAGAAAUUUGAGGCGCAGCAUUCUGACGCUUUCAGGCACAUCUCAACCCUGGAGGAAGAUCUGGCACAAACCACAGCAGUGAAAGAUCACCUGCAGAAAUACAUCAGAGAGCUGGAGCAGUCCAAUGAUGACCUGGAGAGGACCAAAAGGGCUACCAUCAUGUCUCUGGAGGACUUUGAGCAGCGGAUGAACCAUGUCAUUGAGAGGAAUGCCUUUCUUGAAAGCGAGUUGGAUGAGAAAGAGAACCUGCUUGAGUCUGUUCAGAGGCUGAAGGAUGAAGCCAGAGACCUCCGCCAGGAGCUGGUUGUACGUCAGAAGGAAAGACGGCCGUCCAGCAGCCUGGGCAAAGACAUCGAUCGAGCAGAUCUGCCAUGCCCCUCAGCUGGUAGCCCAUCCAUCCCCGUCACACCCUCCAAACCUAUCAGCUCAUUUGCCACGCCCCCUGCUUCCAGUAUCCGACGAGGUGAUGGUCUAACGGGGACUCCCCUCACAACGUCUGCAAGAAUAUCUGCACUCAAUAUUGUAGGGGAGCUGCUGAGAAAAGUCGGAAAUCUGGAGUCAAAGUUGGCAUCCUGUCGAGACUUUGUUUACGACACAUCUAUCAGCAGACCAGCACUUCCGGCUGGCCCUGGUAGUCCUUCUUGUUUAGAAAGAGGCCCUGAGGUCCAAGCUAGCAGCAUGAGCCCCCCUCCUCAGUACGAGAGUUUAGUGAAGCGGUUAGAGUUUGGACCAGCUCCUCCAAGAGGCAUCUGCCAGGGUGCCCAGUCUCCGCAGGGAGGAGUCAAGAUCCUCCUAUGAGAGAAAAAAGGUGGCGAACCCACCCCCCUCCUUCAAUGACCAGACACCCCCCCCCCCCCCCCCCCCCCCCCCCCCCCGGUCCCCUCUCCAUCCUCAAUAAACUACAGCAAUGGGACUUUGAACUGAGCAGUCUUCCCUUGUCGCCACGUGCCCCGCUGAACUCUUUUGAACAAGAAAACCACUCUCCUUGCUCCUCGGCCCACAUAAUCAGAGCAUGGACUUCUGCUGCCUCAGGCUAGUAUCACACCAUAUCUAUCAUAAGAAGCAGCACUACAGCUUGUGAAAAAUCAAGGAACAGAGAACUUACUGCUCACAUUAUAUCUUGUGCUGUAGCUUUGACACUGUGGUGAGGAGCAUCUAAAAAAAAAAAAAAAA